CUAGAACAGGGAUUGGAUAUGUCAACUCAUAGAAAGUCUGAGCUGAGACAUAGUAGAAACAGUCAAAGGAUGCAAAGGGAAAAAAAGGAAGACUGAGCUAUAGUUACAGACACACAGAGACACACAGACACACACACACACACACACACACACACACACACACACACACACACACAGAGCCAAAUGGAAGACCUGCAAGGGAGACAUGAUCUGCUACAUGGACUGACAACAGGCUUGAAGAUAAACUCCUCGGAGGUAACGGGGCUGAUCCGACAGUCUCUGGAGGCUAAGAAAUUUGCGUACUGUCCAUACAGCAAGUUCAGAGUUGGGGCUGCACUUCUGGCCCAUGAUGGCAAAGUGUUCACAGGCUGCAAUGUUGAAAAUGCCUGCUCCAACCUGGGCAUCUGCGCAGAGAGGACUGCCAUCGCAAAGGCCGUAUCAGAAGGAUAUAAAAAUUUCAAGGCCAUUGCAAUAGCCAGUGAUUUGUGUGAACAGUUCAUCUCCCCCUGUGGAGCGUGUAGGCAGUUCAUGAGGGAAUUUGGUGGCGGCUGGGCGGUAUACUUGUCCAAACCGGAUGGUUCCUAUGUGGAGAUGACAGUCGAAGAACUGCUGCCCGAGGCUUUCGGACCAGAGGAUUUGAACAGGAAGAGGGUACACAGUAUUCCAAACGAAUUUUAAGAUUUUAAAAUAAUUUGGUAUAGUUAUAGUGACAUUUUGCAGACCCUUCUCCCCAAAAUAUCCAGUGACACGGAAGCUAAUCCAAGCAUGUAUUAGAGUGGUUAAAGGCAAAGGGUUUUUGUUCGAGGGCCAUGAGGAAAAAGGAUCUUCUGGGAUUCAACACUUCCCAGAAUUAGGAUAAGAGUAAAACAUAUGGUAUGAAGGUAUUUGUAUUAACAGUGGGACCAAUCUUCUGGUGGCUGAUCAUGAAAAAAGUUAGUGGGCUCCAUGUACAACAACGUUUCCCUCUCAGAAAGGGUUCAAAAGUAGCACCCCUUUAGGAAGAUAUGAGAUAUCAAUUAUCGGUUUAAAAAAAAACAAAAAACAAACAAGCAAAAAAACACUCUUUAAACCUGUUUUUCAAGGAGUGGUAUAUGGUAUAUGUUUAUUCAGGCUGUAUAGGAUUUAUUUUAUUUGUGAUUGUCGCAGCAAAAAAUGCUUGAUUUUGUUGCGACAUUUGACUUUUUGGUGCUUUUUUUGUGGAAAACUAUUUGAAACUAACUAAGCUAUUUUUUGGCAAAAUCACAAUUGAACGAAAUGAUUUUGCAGUCUUUCACUGUGAUUUUUGUUGGUAAAUGAGAUUCAGCUUUGGAUGAAUGUGUGUUGUGAUGGCAUCACAUGAUGCGUCUUGGCCCAAAUCUGUGGUGAUUUUGAAAAACUGCAAGCUCCUCCAAAUUUUGGAGCAGUAACGGAUUUACUAUCUUACAUCCUUGUGCUUUUCUUCUUUUUACUGAUACUGCUGUCAAAACGUGAACCAUGGUUUAUUAUUUUUGGUGCAUUUCACAUUUGUAAUAUGAAGAAAAGAAAAAAAUUAUUUCAAUGUACUUUAUAAAAUUUUAGACGGUAUUUAAAGAUACAUGUGUGUGUGUUAAAUAAAGUUGAUACAAUCUCAAAUAA
Molecule: messenger RNA, 1614 nt
Organism: Ictalurus furcatus (blue catfish)
Lineage: Eukaryota; Metazoa; Chordata; Actinopteri; Siluriformes; Ictaluridae
Gene: cdab
Product: cytidine deaminase b
Exons: 4
Coding region: 184-678 (164 amino acids)
Cellular component (GO): cytosol
Molecular function (GO): cytidine deaminase activity; zinc ion binding
Source: RefSeq, a predicted model, not a curated record